AUGGCCCCCUCUGCCGUUGCAGCUCCAUUUUCGGACGCAACGCCCUCUCUUCCGAGCACAGUUUCGCUCAAGAUGUCGGUCAAGAAGGAGGCUGCCGGACCGGCGCCAGCUCUCGGUGCCGUUCCCGUUGUCGACCUCUACUCUGGCAGCGCCGACAGCCUGUCUACCGACUCCACAGACGACCAGCUGCGCCGCCAGAUCGUGGCUGGGCUACAGGCCGACCAGCUCGUCAUCCCGGGCAAGGCCGGCGAUCCCGAAGACCUCAAGUUCUCCUACCGCAAGACGCUGCCUACGACCAUCCUGUACGACGAGCAGGGCCUCAUCCUCUACGACAAGCUCACCGCAGCUCCUGAAUACUACCUGUACAACGCGGAGCUGCAGAUCCUCAAGGACCAUGGACCAGAGAUCGCUCUGCGAAUGUUUGGUCAUCCCACUGCAUCACCCGGCACCCUCAACCACACCACUCUGAAGAGCGGUCAAGAACCACCUCGGGAUCAGAAGGAUUCCGAGCGCGAAGAUCCUCUGCCCCCGCAGCGCGACGCAGGUAAGUCUGGCAAAGAGAGGUGGGGUGACAGCCAGGUCGGACGCUUCAAUGGAGGCGUCAAUGCCGAGGAAGGCCUCGACGGCGAUCGAGCCGUGGGGGCCGGUUCUCUCGUCGAGCUCGGUGCAGGCUCUCUGAAGAAGACGAUCCAUCUCUUGCGUGCUCUCAAGCUGCUUCCUGCACUCGCUGGACGCGGACCGAGCGUUCACUACUACGCCCUUGACCUCGACAAGGCCGAAUUGGAGCGCACUCUGCGUGACCUCCGACAGCAAGAGGCUGUGCAGGGCGACGACGGUACCUGGACCGUUCACGGAGGAAAGGUCGGUAUCAACGGCUUGUGGGCCACGUACGAUGCGGGCCUCGACUUCAUCGGCCGAGGCGGCCUCAAGACGGCGUCGACUGCGGCCGGCGCUCACGAGGAGGGUCAGCGAUGCCUACUUUGGCUCGGCUCGAGCAUCGGCAACUUUGACCGCAAGGCUGCCGCCGAAUUUCUCGCAAAGACGGCCCGCGACAGCAUGCGUCCCGGUGACACGAUGCUCAUCUCGAUCGAUCGCCGCAACAAGCCGUCCGAGGUGGCGCUGGCCUACAACGAUCCGGCCGGACUCACCCGCGACUUUAUCCUCAAUGGGCUGGACCAUGCAAACCGGGCGCUCGGCGGCAACGCUAUCGAUAGCAGCAAGUUUGAGUACUUCGACCGGUACAAUGCACGCGAGGGACGCCACGAGUCGUACUAUCGUGCAAAGGUGGCGCACGAGAUUCGCGUGCCAGGCCUGGCCGACACGAUCAAGAUGGAGCAAGGCGAGCUCAUCCACAUGGAGGCGAGCUACAAGUUUGGCGAACGAGAGACGCUCAAUCUCUUCGACUAUGCGGGUCUGAGAGUGGUGCAGCGCUGGAGCGACCAGACGGAUCGCUAUGAUAUCUGGCUAGUCGAGAAGCCUGCCUUCCACUUCUCCAAUUCGGCGGCGUGCCCGGAGCUCCUGUCCUCCAAGACGGCUCCGCAGCAGCAAGAGACUCAUCCGAACAGCAACGCCGCAGAGACGAUCAUCGACGAUGGUUGGGGAGGCAGCAAUCUGGACGAGAUGGCGCAGAAGGCUCCUGCGGCUGGCCUGCCCAGCCUUGCGGACUGGAAGACCGUCUGGGACGCCUGGAACUGCGUCACUCUGACCAUGAUCCCCCAGGACAAGCUGCACGAGAAGCCCAUCGACCUUCGUCACAUCUGCCUCUUCUAUCUUGGCCACAUUCCGGCGUUUGUUGACAUCCACAUCUCGACGUACCUCAAACAGUCCCACACCAACGAUCGCUUUUCGGCCAUCUUUGAACGCGGCAUCGACCCUCACAUGGAUGACACCACCAAGUGCAAUCCGCACAGCGAGGUGCCGACCAACGCUGAAGACUGGCCCGCGCUGGAAGAGAUCCUCGAAUACCAGCAGACGGUGCAAAGCAGGGUGGACCGAAUCUACGAAGACAUUGGCCGCGGCGAUCUGGUGCUGAACCGCCGGCUCGCGAGGAUGCUUUGGAUGACGUUGGAGCACAUCAACCUGCACCUGGAAACGCUGCUGUACAUGCUCAUCCAGUCGCCCAACACUCGACCGCCUGCAGGCUUCAUGAUGCCGGACUGGCGAUCGCUUUCACAGCAAUGGGCUGUCCAGUACGAUCAGCGCGGCGGGCCCAAGUCGCUGGAACAGCGCUUCCACUUCGAGGCGUCCUCGGUCGAGCUCGGCCAUGACGACGAUGACACCAAGGAUUUCGACUUUGUUGCCCGGCAGGCGUCAGGCGACGUGAGCGAGCUGAACGCUCAGCUCGGCCAGCCCGAGUUCGGCUGGGACAAUGAGAAUCCUCGCCGUAAGGUGGACGCCAAGGCGUUCUCGAUCUCGGCGCUGCCCAUCUCCAACGCGCAAUAUCUCGACUUUCUCGAGGCCACCAAGAGCAACGAUGCUCCGGCCUCGUGGAUGAAAGGCGAGGGCGGCAAAGACUAUCUCGUUCGCACGUUCUACGGUCCCGUUGACAUGUCGGUAGCCCAGCACUGGCCUGUACAGGCGUCGGGCACCCAGCUGUCGGCCUAUGCGAGCUGGAAGGGCGGUCGACUGCCAACGCAAGCAGAGCUCCGCAAGCUGAUGGAUGCACCGCCCGAAGCGCUGGUCCUCGACUUGACCGUGCCGCCAUUCCAUCGAGACUCGACUGAAGAGCAAGCCGAGGUCAACGACAUUGAUCCACCAGGCAAGCAGCCCGCCCCCGUGCGUGGCUCGGCGGUGCGGUACGUGCCGCGCGAAGAGCAGUCGGAGGAGGACCUCAAGUGGAUGCGCGAGGCGCUGGCCAUGGCUCAAGAGGCUUUGGAUGCCAACGAGGUGCCGGUCGGUGGCGUAUUUGUGCGCAACGGAGAGGUGAUUGCACGCGGUCGCAACCGCACCAACGAGCUGCUCAAUGCCACCCGACACGCCGAGCUGGAGGCGAUUGACCACAUCCUGUCGAUCAUGCCGCCGUCUGCAACCGACUUUGCCGUGGCUCCUCAUUCGGGACCCGAAGGCGACAAUCCAUUCAAGGACACGACGCUCUACGUGACGAUUGAGCCGUGCAUCAUGUGCGGCGCGGCGCUUCGACAAGUUGGAAUCGGGCGCGUUGUGUUUGGUGCCGGCAACGAGCGUUUCGGUGGCAACGGCAGCGUGCUGGGACUGCACGACGACGACGCCAUUGUGAGCUCGCCUGGGUACGAAUCGGUCGGCGGAUAUCUGCGCGACGAGGCGAUCAUGAUGCUGCGUCGCUUUUAUGUGACGGAGAACACGAACGCACCCAAGCCGCAGAACAAGUCACGCCGGGUGCUCAAGACAGAGAUCCACCCGCCGGGCAUCUCGAUGCACGGACCUGGCACGGCAGCAGGCAGCGGCGAAACUGCAACGGCAGGUGGCAAGCGACGCGGGUCGCAGAAUCCAACGCAGGGCCAGGCGGCGCCGUGCGCCAACGUGGGCUUCCGCAACUGGCACCCGGUACCAGCGACGCUGCCGCGCUACGACUCGGACGGCACGCUACUGCCUGGCCACAAUGGCGGUGUGUGGGAGUGGACGAGCACAGUGUUUGCCGAGUACGAGGGAUUCCAGUCCUCGACGCUGUAUCCAGGCUACAGCUCUGACUUUUUCGACGGCAAGCACAGUGUGGUGCUGGGCGGCAGCUAUGCGACGGCGCCUUCGAUUGCAGGGAGAAAGACGUUUGUCAACUACUACCAGACCUGCUACCCCUACAUUUUUGGUGGUGGACGGGUGGCGUGGGAUAAGUGA
Messenger RNA from Moesziomyces antarcticus, 3810 nucleotides. Its product is annotated as DUF323 domain-containing protein. Gene Ontology annotation, molecular function: tRNA-specific adenosine deaminase activity. The record is from RefSeq and is a predicted model, not a curated record. NCBI's taxonomy places the organism in Eukaryota, Fungi, Basidiomycota, Ustilaginomycetes, Ustilaginales, Ustilaginaceae. Gene Ontology annotation, biological process: tRNA wobble adenosine to inosine editing. The coding region runs from base 1 to 3810 and encodes 1269 amino acids. The transcript has a single exon.